GGGCGGACUAAACUGCUCGUCUGAGUUCAUUCCCAACAAGGGUUUUUGUUUCAAAAAGCAGAGAGAAAGCAAAGAGAGAAGAGAUUUUUUCGAGGCGCCUGAGGAAUGAGCUCUGCGAGAGUGUUUCUGGAAAGUCACGUCAGCACGGAAUGACCGAGCUUGAGUCGUUGUAUAUGAUGUUCAUUACAGCAACAGCUGAAAUCUGAAAUCAGCUCUUUUAUUCUUCAACACAGGACUUCACAAUGGGAUAAAUCGUAAGAAGUUACUUAGCCGUUUGUCAUUUCUAGUCUAUUCAUACUGGUUCUACUACGCUUGAGAUUUUGCUAGUUGUUCAUUCUUUCUCUUAUUCUGAUAAAAAAAUCUUUCGCAACAUCGAUUGACCUCGACGAAGAUAUUCACAAUCACAUUCACUCAUCCAAAUACACAAGUAACAAAAAAUGACUCUUGGUCUCGGUUGGUACGCUCCGUUCCUGAGCAAUUCUGGCUAUGGCUCUGAGGCCAUUAGCUACUUGCAGGCUUUUCAGAAGUAUCUGGUUCCGCAGAAGAGACUAGAGGUGGCUAUCCGCCAAUUCGCUGAACCCGAAAAUGAGGAAUGGACUAAGCACUACUUACCUCCGGACCUGAGGAGAACUUUACGCGCACUGAGUCAGAAACGGUUGCCCAGUGGGACAUCAAGUGGUGGAGGAGGAACGGCUGAACAACAAGGUGUGCAAAAGCUAGCUUCCACCUCUUCAAGUGGUGCAGCAACUGAAGAGGAUGGUGCUACUAGUACCACUACAGCAGUAACAGGCGAUGAAGUUGAGAUGCAACUCGAGGAUAUCCCCUACAGAGGUAGUGGUCUCGCAGUCGUUUGUCAUAGUACGCCAGACGUGUGGUGGGAAGAUGGCGCAUUUGGCUGGGGAGGCUUGCAAACACGGUGUCCUCCACCAACUGCGAAAAUUCGGAUUGGCCGAACCAUGUACGAGACAGAUACGUUGCCGAAUUCCUGGGUACCAAGGUUGAAUAGGAUGGACUACAUCCUAGUGCCGUCGAAAUGGCACUACGAUAUCUGGAAGAGGAAGAUAAAAGAACAUAAGUUUAUGACUUGACUGUUGCUCUCUUCUUAGUUACUGAAAAUAACCGAGUUACUGACUGAAAGAAGGGAGGUAGCUUGGACAGGGCUACUCUUCCUUGUUCAGUAUUUCGCUUAAAAUUUCAGUAGUUACUCGCUUAUUUCAGUUUUUCGAAAAUUCAUGACUUGUGACUGCUGUAAAUAGUUGUGCAGUGAAUGAGAGGAUGCUAGUUUCGACAUAAGACAUGAGAUGGUUUGACUUGCUUCUAAUCUCUUGAAAGUCCUCCACGAAGCAGUGGAUACGGAAUUUUUCUCUCCGACGGCGACUCCACAAGUUCCGCAACUCAGGCACCGCCGACAGCAUCGUCUGUUGGGCAAUUAUGUUGGUAGGCUGGCGCAAAGUGAAGGUGGUACUACGGCGAAACUCGACCCGCGCACAGGACGCAUGGCACAAACCGUGAAGAUUAAGGGUUUCGACAUUACUACAUCAUUCACUAACAACAUCCUUGGCCUUUAUGUUUAUUCAAGGGAAAAUAAAAUAGGCCAAGGAUGCUGUCUGAAGAACGUAGUAACUCGGUAGCCUUUAAGAAGAAAAAGGCGCCAGCGAGAUAUCAUAGAACGAAAGCCGGUAAGGGCCACUUGCAUGAGCAUGAACAGAGAAAAUUGCAGCACAGGCGAUACUUCGAUGAUGACUAUGCAGGCGAUAUGGAGCACGAUGUGCAUGUGAGUGGAGAGGUUAUGGAAGCUUGCUUUGGUGUUUCUACAGCCUGACCAUUUGUUAGGCUGAAGUAGAAGACGAAUCUUGAUGUUAGGUUUCUUGGUAAGCUUAUAGCUUCUACGUGGUUUGAUCAUUUAUAGUGUUGAGUCUCAUCUUCUCUAAACUAUGCACCACCGACGGUUCCGACAACGACAAUUCUGAGGAUACGCUUCCUCAGCCGCGCUUUUUUCUAGCUGUCGGCAAAUGGGAAAAGCGCAAGGGGUUCGAUGUGCUCAUCAAGGCCUUCCAAGAGGAGUUCAAGACCGAAGCAGGGAUUUAUUUGCUGAUUAAAACUUCACUCUUCCACAACACCAAGCAACAGAUCCUCCGUGAAGCCUUUGGGUCGAGCUACGAUUUGAAUUUGGAAAGAUAUCAACAUGUAAUCGUGGAAGACAUGCCUCUGAGCACUGUGGAACUAGUACAGUUAUACCGAGAAGCCACUGCAGUAGUGUUUCCAAGUCGGGGAGAAGGCUGGGGCAGAUGUCACGUGGAGGCAAUGUCGACUGGGAGACCAGUGAUUGCAACGAAUUUUAGUGGCCCCACAGAAUACAUGCGGGAAGGGAACAGUUUGGCGCUGAACUAGUAUGGCAGCAUGGAUUCCAGUGUCUUACAAAUAACUACAGGAAAAUGAGAGAGAGUUAAAGGAGCAACGAUAGGAUAGUGGUAGUCUCAAUCUAAUCCCCCACCUUAGCCAAGGAGACUGGUCGUGAGGGUCGUUGGGCUGAACCUUCCGUAUCGCACUUACGGCAGCAACUGCGCUGGGUUCUAAACCAUCGCGAGGAAGCAGAAGCCAUCGGCAGUAACGCUCGUAAAAUUAAGGGCUUCAAUCCUCCACAUUGCAUUUUGCACUUGCGCCUUUGACUUUUUUAUUUUUAGCCUAAAAGGAAAAAUAUAAAUAUACGUCAAAGGUGACCCUCUGUGUCUGAAGAAUGUGCACAUUUUGAAACCUCAUCUAAGAAAACUAUGGUAGACCGAUUUUCUUUAUCCGCGAUAGCAAAACAGUUCGAACAAUUGUUGGUCUCGAUGGAUCGGGAAAUCAGUCAUCGAGAUGCUUUAUUGCCUGAAAGGGAACUCAGGGGAAGAUCUUCUUCAAGGAGAGACGAGUUGUAA
Molecule: messenger RNA, 2918 nt
Organism: Amoebophrya sp. A25
Lineage: Eukaryota; Dinophyceae; Syndiniales; Amoebophryaceae
Source: the annotation of a GenBank genome assembly